AUGAGGCUAAUUAACGUCUACACUCUCGAGCUGGAGCUGUUCCCCGAUCUGGCACUCUCGAGGAUUCCGUACGCCAUUCUAUCGCAUACAUGGAGGGCUGACGAAGUCGACUUCAAUGACAUGCGGGACCUAGCGGUAGCGAGAUCAAAGAAAGGCUUUUCAAAAACUGAGGAGCCUUGUAGGAUGGCAAUCAGCCAUGGCCUAAGAUAUGCCUGGGUUGACACCUGCUGCAUCGAUAAGUCUUCUAGCGCUGAGCUCUCAGAGGCCAUGAACUCCAUGAUUCAGUGGUAUAGGCAGGCUGCCGUAUGCUACGCUUUUCUCUCCGACCUACCGGUGAGCGGCGAAAUUCGGGGGUCUGAUAGUUUUGGAAAGUGUCGGUGGUUCACGAGAGGCUGGACCUUACAGGAACUCAUCGCCCCUGCGGACGUCCGGUUCUUCGAUCAAGCAUGGUCUCCUAGGGGGACAAAGAAGACACUCUGCUCGGAGGUUUCUAAGAUUACCGGAAUUAGCGAAACGGUUUUGGGCAACCAAGUUCCGCUUUCGACAAUCCCUCUUGCCAGGCGCAUGUCCUGGGCGGCUGGACGACAGACGACUCGCGCCGAAGACUUGGCAUACUGUCUGCUUGGAAUCUUUGACGUCAACAUAUCCAUGAUCUACGGUGAAGGUUCCAAAGCUUUUGUUCGACUGCAGGAGGAAAUUCUCAGAAAGACCACGGACCUCUCGCUCUUCGCCUGGGUGACAACCAACACACCUACCACGGAAUACCGAGGCAUUCUAGCCGAAUCCCCUUGCGAGUUUCCUGAAUGUGGAAACAUC
Messenger RNA from Fusarium vanettenii 77-13-4, 816 nucleotides. RefSeq lists its product as uncharacterized. Lineage: Eukaryota; Fungi; Ascomycota; Sordariomycetes; Hypocreales; Nectriaceae. The annotation marks the transcript as partial. The record is from RefSeq and is a predicted model, not a curated record. The transcript has a single exon.